GAGAUUGCUCGCGAUGAGGCGGCAGUACUGCAAUUGAUGUACAUAUGCAAGUAGAGUUCGCUACUAGCGUACAGUGCGUAUGUAUGUACAUAUGUGUACAUAUGACAAUGUACAUCAUAGAUCUGAUGCUAGAAUGCCAGGACCAGGACGCUCAGGGACACUCAUGAAUCUUAUGUACACGCACGUGAAUCUUUCCUACUCCCAUUAAAAUAAUUUAAAUUUACCGCCAUAUUAUCAAUAAGUGGCACGAUCUAUCACCGACCUAUCACAAUGAAGCGUCAAAUAAUUUAAAAUUGAUUGAAAGGCUACCUAAACAUAAACAACAUGGCAGAUAAGACGGAGGCAAUAAUACACGUAAAAAAUAGAAGCUAAUGAAUCGAUAUUUCAACUAUGCGCCGUCGCAAUAUUCUUUUGUGCGAUUAGGUGUUUAGCUUUUACGAUUACACCGUUAAAAAUUUUUACCAUUAAAAAUAUGUCGACUGAGAAGGUUCUGUACCAACUAUAUCAACCUCAUGGAUCUGGUACAGUGUUUAUCUCUUGGCGACCAGGCAAUAGUACCCAUUUAGCAACCACGGGCUAUGAUUCCUCAGUUGCAAUUUUCGAUAGACAAGGUGAUCUGCAAGAGCGCAUUCACAUUUCUGGUUUGUGUAAUGGAUUUGGAUGGGAUUCUGAUGGAGAUCUAUUGGCUGUUAUAUCACAAAAUUCUUCUGCUAUUGUAUUAUGGGAUGCUACAACUGGAAAAAAAUGUCAAAUAGACGCUGGUGUAAGGGACAGCUUGACAUGUAUAAUGUGGGCAAAGAGGACUUGCUUAUUAGCUGUAGGGACACAGAAAGGAAAUUUAGUUCUUUAUGACCAUAUAAAUGCCAAACGGACACCGAUUCUAGGAAAACAUAAAAAACGUAUAACAUGUGGUGCUUGGUCUUAUGAAGGACUUCUGGCUCUUGCCAGUGAAGACAAAGCUUUAACUAUUAGUACAAGCGAUGGAGAUACACGUCGUGAAAUCCCUCUCCAGGGUGAUCCAUCAGACAUUCAGUUCAAUGAAAUGAAGAUGGAUCACAGAAUCGGGGGUGAAAAUACAAUAUCCCUUGUUAUUAACAAAACCACUUUAUUCUUGUACAAUAUUUUGGAUCCAGAAAACCCCAUUGAACUAGCUUUUCAGAAACGCUAUGGUUCUAUUGUUACAUAUAAAUGGUAUGGAGAUGGUUAUAUCUUAGUAGGUUUCGAAACUGGAUAUUUUACAGCAAUUUCCACGCAUAUAAAAGAAGUAGGACAAGAGCUAUUUCAAGUUAAAAAUCACAAAGAUUCGUUAACCGAUUUGGCUAUAAGUCAAACAAUAGGAAAGAUCGCAACGUGCGGUAGUAACAUCAUAAAGAUACAUAAUUUACAGAAUUUAGAAGAAACUGAAAAAUUAAUAACCGUCAGCAACGAAACAGGAAUUAGUAAAAUUGAAUGGUCCAUGGAUGGAUCCAUGAUAGCAACUGUGACUUACUCCGGAAAUGUGUUAGUCUAUUUAAUACAAAUUCCAAAACUGUUUAGCGUUUGCGGUAAUAAAAUUGCAUUGCUUACUAGUUUGACUGAAGUAGCUGUACAUCUCUAUACCUUAGACAAGGUGAUGAGAAGGAUCAAAGAAGGCUACAGGCUAGACAGGCCAGAACACUGUAAGAGAGAGCUGUACAACAUCUUGUAUUAUUGCUGGGACAAGGACCCAGCUUGCAGGCCCUCCUAUGGGGAACUGGUGGGACUGACAGAGGGCCUCUUACUCGACGAAACGGACUACAUCGAAUUGGACAGGUUCCCCGACCAUUCGUAUUACAACGUGCUCAAUCUCAACGGUGAAAAAUUGUGA
This is a messenger RNA of Megalopta genalis, 1846 nucleotides long. The record is from RefSeq and is a predicted model, not a curated record. Lineage: Eukaryota; Metazoa; Arthropoda; Insecta; Hymenoptera; Halictidae.